This is a messenger RNA of Habropoda laboriosa, 2768 nucleotides long. It is a transcript of the gene Evi5, whose product is annotated as ecotropic viral integration site 5 ortholog. The record is from RefSeq and is a predicted model, not a curated record. The transcript has 11 exons. Lineage: Eukaryota; Metazoa; Arthropoda; Insecta; Hymenoptera; Apidae. The coding region runs from base 28 to 2697 and encodes 889 amino acids.
GUGCGUUGAAGAAGUGAAAAUUUCUCGAUGGUUCUUCGUGGUUUGCUGGCACCAGCGGCGGCGCGAUGGACACGAAAUAAAACGUCGAAAAGGGGUCAAGAGAAGCAGCAGGCAGCCGGACAAUUAGGAUUAUCACGUUAUGGACCGCAGGUGAUGAGCGUGUUGUGUUUAUGCACCACGGUACACCAGACCGGUCAGAACAACAAUCAGUCGAGCAAGAUACUUCCGAGCACGCCGCCAAUUUCAUCUGAAGAAGAGAGGAUAAACUCGUCGAAGGAAAUACCCACCGACGAGCUGGCUCUAUUAGCUAAGCUGGAGGAAGCCAAUAGGCUUAUCGAAUCGGAUGCAAAGUCGUUGAACUCGCUCCAAAGCAAUCACAGUAGGAAAGGUUCCGACACAUCGCAGGUGUCGGUGGCGUCGGGGGGCAGCGGAGGAAACGGCGAUGCUGCACCCCGACGCCACAACUCAGCUGAUGGUGAAGAAAAUACGUGGACCCUAUGGGGUCAUAUCGUCGCUGAUUGGGAUUUUCAUUGGAAGAAGAGGAAAGAGUUCGUCAAAGAAUUAGUACGUCAAGGAAUACCUCAUCAUUUUAGAGGUAUUGUUUGGCAACUACUAAGUGGUGCUCAUGACUCUCCUGUGAAAAAGCAAUUCGCUGAGUAUAUCAAGGCCACGUCCGCAUGUGAAAGGAUAAUCAGGAGGGAUAUAGCCAGAACGUAUCCUGAGCAUGAUUUCUUUAAGGAGAAAGACGGUCUUGGCCAGGAGAGUCUGUUUAACGUUAUGAAAGCGUAUAGUCUUCAUGAUCGUGAAGUGGGAUACUGUCAAGGUUCGGGAUUUAUUGUAGGAUUACUCCUUAUGCAGCAAAUGCCAGAGGAAGAAGCUUUCGCUGUACUGGUAGCGCUUAUGCAAGAGUAUCGUUUGCGAGACAUGUUCAAGCCGAGUAUGGCUGAAUUAGGGGUGUGCAUGUAUCAGCUAGAACAUUUAGUUGCUGACACGCAUCCCGAGUUACACGCUCAUUUUACGGCUCAAGGUUUUCACACCUCGAUGUACGCAUCGUCUUGGUUUCUUACGCUUUUCACCACAGCGCUCAGCCUACCGCUGGCCUGCCGCAUUUUUGACGUAUUUCUGUCCGAAGGCAUGGAAAUUAUUUUCAAAGUUGCGCUGGCCAUGUUGCAUUUAGGCAAGGAAGAUUUGUUAAGCUUGGACAUGGAGGGCAUGUUGAAGUUCUUCCAGAAACAGCUACCUGGAAGAGCCGAGAAAGAUCCCGAUGGUCUCAUGUGUCUUUCCUAUGGUAUGAAAAUAAAUCCGAAGAGAAUGAAGAAGCUAGAGAAAGAUUAUACCGUGUUGAAAAUGAAAGAGCAAGAGGAAAUGGUCGAGCUGCGUAGGCUUAGGGCCGAGAAUAGGUUACUUAGGCAAAGAACAGAACUCUUGGAAGCUGAGUCCGCGGAAUUGGCGGAUAGAUUAGUCAGAGGUCAAGUUUCCCGCGCGGAAGAGGAGGAAACCGCGUUCGUUGUACAAAGGGAAUUAGCAGCACUUCGACACACGCAUCUCGAGACCAGUCACCAGCUGGAGCAAGCUCACGAGGAAUUGAGAUCUUUGUCCGUUCUGUUAGAAGAGAAUGUGACAUCGAAGCAGUCCUCUCUAGAUGAAAUUUUACUGAAGCAGGAAGCGUUGUCGCAGAAAGAGGAGAUGAUACAAUGCUUGCAAGAGGAAUUGGUAAGGGUUCGGUUGCACGAGGCGGAAAACGAUGCAACGAUAAGAGAACUCAGGGCAAGAAUACAAGAGCUGGAGCAAGAUAAAAAGACGCUGCGUGAAUCGACGCCAGAUAAUUCAGUUGCUCACUUGCAAGAAGAACUGAUCGCUGUGAAACUACGAGAAGCAGAGGCUAAUCUUUCAUUGAAGGAUCUUCGGCAAAGAGUGGUGGAAUUGAGCAGUACCUGGCAAAGGCAUCUGCAAGAACAUCGUUCCGCUCAGAAUCAACCUGCGAGCGAUUCUACGCCGAAGAAACUUCUCUUCUGGGAGAACAGGGGUCACGAGGUGCAAAAGUUCGAGGAAGAUUUGAUGACAACUAGGAUUCGUGAAAUGGAAGCUUUAACGGAAGUGAAGGAGCUUAGACUUAAGGUCAUGGAGCUUGAAACUCAAGUCCAGGUCGCCACGAAUCAACUUCGUCGGCAAGACGAAGGUGGGAAGUUACUUGAGGAGGACCUGGAAACUGCUUUAGCUAGGGAAAAGGAACUUACUGCCAAACUACGGGAGCAACAACAUAAGUAUUCCGACUUGGAGUCGAAGAUGAAAGACGAGGCCAUGAUGGCUAGGAUACGCGAUGCAGAGCAUGCGCAGCAAGUGGCAGAACUCACCCAGAAAAUAUCUCUUCUUGAAUUAAAAAAUGAAGAGAUGCAUGCGGAAGGUGAGCUUAGGAAUAAUUUAGAUGACAGUGAGAGAGUAAGAGAAUUACAGGAUAAAGUUGCAGAAUUGAAAGCUGAGGUCAUGAGGCUAGAAAGUUGGAAGCAGCGUUGGACGGGUCAUGGUGGGCAAAACGUGAGAAGUUUCAGUGUUGACACUGAGAGUGAGCUGGACGAGCGGGAUCUCAGAAUUUGUUUACAGGAUCAUAUCAAUGCGACUGCACAGAAUUCACCAGAGAUUAUUGAAAGUGAAAGUGAAACCGAACGAGAUAAUCGGGAGUACAGUUGUAAAACUUAAAUAGCCCGGAUAGCUCGUUCCUUAUAGCGACUUCCUAGGACGUGAUUAUUACUUCCAACCUUACACGAACC